Sinocyclocheilus rhinocerous is the source of this 663-nucleotide messenger RNA. RefSeq names its product transmembrane protein 132D-like. The annotation marks the transcript as partial. NCBI's taxonomy places the organism in Eukaryota, Metazoa, Chordata, Actinopteri, Cypriniformes, Cyprinidae. The record is from RefSeq and is a predicted model, not a curated record. The transcript has 3 exons.
GUGUCCGACAGAUGCGACUUUGUUUAUGUGAAUGGAAAAGAAACCCAGGGGCGACUGCGGAUGCUGGUGAACUUCACCUACAGUUACCUGAGCGCUCAGCUGGAGAUGAAGGUGUGGUUCCCUCGUCUGCCGCUGGAUAUAGAGGUGUCUGAUACAGAGCUGAGUCAGAUCAAAAGCUGGAGGAUCCCCAUCCUGUCCACCAAAAGCAAACCAGGCUGGAGCAGUGAGGAAGAGUGUAAGGGCCGGGGUUGUAUGCUGCAGUUCCAGCAUGCUCUGGUACGAGUCCUCACACACUUUGUGGCAGAGCAGUCAGACCCUGGGGAACCACAGGCCUUCUUCCUGGGCUCUGAUUGGCAGGGGGAUGUGACCAGGCUGGUGCGGUACUUCCUGAAGGUGGAGGACACUAAUAUUGCCCGUCUGCAGGCAGGCAGGGUUCUGUCAGGACAAGGUGUGGGCACCACGUCUAUAAAGGUCCUUUCCCCGCUGUCAGAUUCUAUCCUGGCAGAGAAGACGGUGAGGGUUGUGGAUGAUCGAGUGACCAUCACUGAACUGGGCCUGCAGUUGGUCAGUGGGCUCACACUCAGCCUGCAGCUCAGCACAGGAAGUAACCGAGCCAUCAGCGCCACGGCAACCACACAGGAAGUGCUCAGCAAUCCUAAACAG